ACAAGCUGUGUAUAACAAUCUGUACCAUUUCCUUAAAGUGAAGUCAUCAGUAUCUCAAAGCUGUUGAACAAACUCUCUGUCUAGGGUUUUGUUGAGCCAUUGUCUAACGAACUCUGUUACCAAAGUUGAAGAGCAGAAAGAUGGAGUGGAUGGAUGAGGAAGAAAGAAAAGUAAUUAGAAGCAUCCUAGAUGCCUCUAACUUGCCGUUGAUUACCACUGAUGGCACUAAUCAGGCUAGUGGUGCCUCAACGUCCAGACGUUCAGCACCUAAGGAAAAGCCCUGGAAACUUCCCCGUUUGGAUGAGAGGAUUGAUGCAAGAGAGCAGAACGCGUUGAUCUUUGCCGAAGUGCUACGCAUAUGGCCCUCCCUGUAUUUUGAUGUAAUUCCCGAUUCAUUGAGAUAUAUCUUUCAGAAGUAUACUCCUGAGCAAAUUAAGGCGUUACCGGAUGACUGUGAGAUUAAACAGAUGCUGAAGCUGAUGAAGACCCGAGUCGAAGGGUCUAUCUUACACUAUGUAGACCUGACCCAAAAACAUGUGUGUCGACUUGAGCGGAUCUUGACCAGUGAAACCAUUAACCAAAUUUUGUAUGCUGAAAGUGCCUUAAAAAUUUGGCCUGCCUUAACUGAAGCUAUUCAUUUGAAAUUGAGGGCUGUAGAGAAGAGGCGAGUCCUCGCCAAGCAAUUCAUAGAUUGCAUGUCUCUGCUGGCAUCAAAAUUGACUAUCAAAACUGGAUCAAAAUUGAUUCCUGUUCCAGACACAUGCUGGGAUGAUGUGUUGCUGUGUCUGAAGGAUGAGGAGUUGCAAAACUUCAUAAGUGCCUUUCAGUUAUAAGGGUUAAAUAUUCCGCUCAAGUGACUUAACAGCACAUUCACUUUUGUAGAGCGUCAUGUUUUGGUCUAAAAUUGUAACUUUUCUUUUAUAUGGAUAAUAAAUACUCUUGUUUUGAAAAUGA
Messenger RNA from Uloborus diversus, 954 nucleotides. RefSeq lists its product as uncharacterized. Lineage: Eukaryota; Metazoa; Arthropoda; Arachnida; Araneae; Uloboridae. The transcript is spliced from 5 exons. The record is from RefSeq and is a predicted model, not a curated record. Bases 141 to 833 code for a protein of 230 amino acids.